Pollicipes pollicipes is the source of this 1891-nucleotide messenger RNA. Its product is annotated as diacylglycerol kinase delta. Gene Ontology annotation, molecular function: ATP-dependent diacylglycerol kinase activity. Gene Ontology annotation, cellular component: plasma membrane. Gene Ontology annotation, biological process: signal transduction. The record is from RefSeq and is a predicted model, not a curated record. NCBI's taxonomy places the organism in Eukaryota, Metazoa, Arthropoda, Thecostraca, Pollicipedomorpha, Pollicipedidae.
GUGCACAUGGCCACCAAAGACCCUCAUGAUGGGGAUCAAGCCCCCAAGAGCAUAGAUGAAGAUGCUGUCCAAGCUGUGGCUUCUGUUGGGGAGGACUCAUCUGAUAGUGAUGAUGAGACAGAGCCAGCAAAAACAUUUCAUAGGAAAAUAUCUACCAACAAGGACAUCAAAUGUUCUGUCUGUACAAAAGAGGGAUAUCUCAUGAAGCAGACCUCCUCCUUCCAACGAUGGAAGCGGCGGUACUUCAAGCUGAAGGGCAAUAAACUAUACUAUGCAAAAGAUACGAAGUACGAGGUGUUUGACGAAGUGGAGCUGAUCGACCUCAGCAUCGCUGAGUCGGGCGCCAAGCCGGGCGGCGGCCACUGCUUCCAGGUGAUCACCGCCUUCCGGUGCCUGGCACUACGCGCCGAGACGCGGCGCGAGAUGGAGGAGUGGACGGCCGCGCUCAAGAGCGCCAGCAAGCGCCAGUUCUACGAGGGCAUGGACCACCUUCACUCGCUGCUGUCGGGCCAGCACAACUGGCACGUCAUGUCGCACGCCCGGCCGACCUACUGCAACGUGUGCCGGGAGGCGCUGUCAGGCGUGACGUCUCACGGCCUCAGCUGCGAGGUGUGCAAGUUCAAGUGCCACAAGCGGUGCGCGGCGCACGAGUCGACGCCCUGCAAGUGGACGACGCUGGCCAGUGUCGGGCAGCACAUCAUCGAGGAGGACGACGGGACUGCAGGACUGGCGCUGCCUGUGGUGCAAGGGCACCGUGCACACGGCCUGCCGCGGCCUGGUGGCCGCCCACUGCCCACUCGGCGCCUGCAAGGUGUCCGUCGUGCCACCGACCGCCCUGCACAGCAUCGGUGCCGACGACAGCUGGGAGGCGGCGCGGCCGCUCGGCUGCUCCCCGCUGCUGGUGUUCGUCAACUCCAAGUCAGGCGACCGCCAGGGCAUCAAGUUCCUGCGCCGCUUCAAGCAGCUCCUCAACCCGGCCCAGGUGUUUGACCUGAUGAACAGCGGGCCUGCGCUCGGACUGCGGCUGUUCAAGAAGUUUGACCAGUUCCGCAUACUGGUGUGCGGCGGCGACGGGUCGGUCAGCUGGGUGCUCUCCCACAUCGACAAGCUGGACAUGCACCGCCAGUGCCAGGUGGGCGUACUGCCUCUCGGCACCGGCAACGACCUGGCGCGCGUGCUCGGCUGGGGAAGCGCCUGCGACGACGACGCCAACCUGGCGCACAUCCUCGAGAAGUACGAGUGCGCCACCAUCAAGAUGCUGGACAGGUGGAGCAUCUCGGCUAUGAGCACGACGGUGCGGCUGCGGCCGGCGGCGGCGCCCGCCGACACGAUGGCCGCCUACGAGGACUCGGUGGCCGACCACCUGGCUCGCCUGCUGCACUCGGAGCAGCACCCGGAGGUGCUACAGUCGGCCAGCGUGCUAUGCGAGACGGUGCGGGACCUGAUCUCGCGGGUGGGCGCGUCGGCCGGCGCCGCCAGCCCCGCCCUGGCCGCCAAGUGCGACACGCUGAACGAGAAGCUCUCGCUGCUGAUGGCGGCGCUGCGCGAGGAGGCGCCCGGUCGGCGGCCGCGUCCCGCCGCCGCCGCCGCCGCCGCUGCCACGUUCACGCCGCGCCAAACGCUCAUGCUGCGCGCCAACAGCCUGAAGAAGGCACUGCGCGAGAUCCUGGCGCAUGCUGAGCGCACCAUCGACGACCAGAACGCGCAGACGGCGGCGGCGGCCGAGGUGGCGGCGGCGGAGGCGCCCACCGAGGCGCAGUCCGUCCUCACUGCAAGGGGGCAGGUCAAGCGCCAGGAGGUCGACUCAGGCACGGAGGCCAGCAGCCGAGCUAUUGGCGGCACGCGCAGCAGGGUAAGGACUGUGAGCGUGCCUACCAAUUACGGCGACUAG